Messenger RNA from Gasterosteus aculeatus aculeatus (three-spined stickleback), 3897 nucleotides. It is a transcript of the gene txndc16, whose product is annotated as thioredoxin domain containing 16. The record is from RefSeq and is a predicted model, not a curated record. Lineage: Eukaryota; Metazoa; Chordata; Actinopteri; Perciformes; Gasterosteidae.
AGCAGCUUGACAUAAGUAUGCUGCAUCGUUCUCUAGAGAUACAUUUUUCAAAUUUCACUGCGCAGUUAGAUUACAAACCAAACGUUCUAACGUUCACGGACAUUUAUAUUUUGAUUUUACUGACAAGUGUCGACGUGAGCGAUGCAUAAAAAAAACAUGCCCAAACAUACAGUGGGAAACAGGCCGAGCUAACGCUAAGUAAUUAACAUUAGCUAACGUCAGCAACGACACCAUCAACCCCAACUUAAAGCAUAAGGCACCCUCUGUGGGCUUUGCUGGCGUUAACCGCCCAGGAAGAAGCUGCUGCCUCUUAAUAGCCGUCAUAAUGUAAGUUGUCCUCUUUAUUCCUGUGCUUGGUGACACUUUCGCACCUCCUCCAGCCCCCGGAGCCGCUCCGGCGCCAUGUGGCCGUGCGUGGCCGCUCUCCUGCUGCUGCCGCUGGGAGGAUGCGCGCGGAGGACCGGCCCGUCGGCCCUGACCGAGCACACGGCGGCCGACUUCAGCGACGCAUUGCAUUCUGGGAAGACGCUGUUCAUCUAUUUCCAGCAACUGGUCUCCCCAACCAUCUCCCUCUUCUUGGUGGAGUUGGAGCAGUCAGCUGACGCUCUGCAGCAUUAUGGGGUGCUGGUUGGCAAGGUAAACUGCAAUAAAGAGUCUUUUCACGGGUACUGCGCCGAGGAGAAGGCCGUGAACACAGUGUUUCUCUUCAGGGGUGGGAAGGAGUUCUUGGGUUUCAGUCUGGACAUCGUGUUUGACGUCAACUCCAUAGUGUCCGAGGUCCUAUUUGCCAUUCUGCGUGAAGAGAUCAAGUACGUUCACACAGAAACUGACCUGCUGGCAAUGGAGAAGGCCGCCAGAGGGAGGAAGGAUAUCGCUCUGUGUUACGUCAGCAGCCUGGGAACACAAGAGCACAGAUCGAUGAUGGAGACGGCGUAUGUGUACGGAUCCAAACACCAAUUCAUCCUCAUCACCGGAGGCCCAGUUUUGAGCCACCUGGGUGUCGAUGAGACGUCUCGCUCGUCUCAAGUGUGGUUUCUCCACUGCAGCGGCCACAGCAGGUCCAUGACCUCCGAGCACUGUCCCUCGACCCGCAUGAGCCAACCGCUGUCCACCCUCAGCCUCCACUCCUUCCUGCAGCUCAUGGAGGCUCCACUGGUGUCUGAAGUUUACCAAGACCCGUCCUCGGUCCGGCCCCCCCAGCACCCUUACCAGGACACCCCCCAGGUCUUCCUGUUCUCUCGUCCCGCAACCAAGAGAGAGGACCUGUACGAGGCCACAGCUCUGGCCUGGAGGCUCCGCGGCCUCGCCCUGGUGCUACUGGUGCACAGGAGUCCUGCAGUGAAAACCCCCGAAGAAUAUAAUGCUGCUUACAAGCUGCCUGAGAAAGGUUCAGUGGUGAAGUAUUUGCGCUCUAACAGCGCCGAUGAGCUGUUGGAGCUUUUCACCAAUCCAGUGGAAGAGGACGAGGACGAGGAAGAGGACGAGGACGAGGAGGACCCGGAGGAGGAGCCGCUGGACGCGCUGGACGAUGAGAUCGCGGAGUCUGUGUUUGAGAAUCGUCUGAACUUGCCGGACGCCGACUCGCUGGCCCAGCUGACCUCCGACAACUUCCACGCCACCGUGGCACAGAGCAGCCUGACGGUGGCGCUCUUCUACCUGCCGUGGAGCGCUGUUUCAAACGCCGUCCUCAGCUCAUUCAGUGACGUGGCGGAGAGACUCGAAGGUUCCGAGGUCCAGAUGAGCGUGGUGAACUGUGCGGAGUGGACCGACCUCUGCGCCGCCGAGUCGGGCGGCUCCCCCCCAAUCCCCUUCCAGCCAAUCACGGCCUUCCCCACCGUCUUGCUGCUCCGCCCCAAAGAGUCGGCCCAACGCUACGGGGGCCUGCUGGGUGCCGAGGCGCUGCAUCGCUUCAUCACGCUGAGCCAGCCGGCGUCUCCGGUGCUACUGUCCACCGAAGAGGAAGUGACAUCAUUCCUCCUGGAAGGGUUUGCCAGAUACAAGCCGGCUCGGGCCCUGGGACUGUUUAGGACCCGAGCAGAUGCAGGUGUGCGGCAGUUCACUGAAGCGGCAAAGUCACUGAGAGGAGAGGUGCUGACCGGGCUGCUGACUGAUGGGCUGGCAGAGAAGUGGGCAGCGGAGCACGGCGUGCGUCUCCCCGCGGCGUUGGUGCUUCCAUCGGGGGCGAAGCGCACUCGGGCCUCCGCGCUGCCCGCUUCCGCCUCCGCCCAGGAGCUACUGUCACACAUCGGCGCCGCGCUGCUGCAUCCAGUGCCGGAGCUGACGGUGGAAAACCUGCCGUCCUUCCUCUCUCUUGGCAGAGGCCUCCUCCUCCUCUUUGUGGGAGAGGAGGAGGACGAGAUCGGGCAUACGCAGAACCAGGCGCUGCUGAAGGAGAUGAGAGACGUGGUGGAGCUGGGAGGGGGUUGGAUGGAGCGAUACCUGGUCUGCUGGCUCCACCUCGGCCACACUCCGGCUGGUAUGUCUGUCUUGGGGUCGUACCUGGGCUCCAUGCCCCCCCUCCCUGCCCUGGUCCUCACCCACUUGCCCUCUGGGAGUGAAGUCUAUCAGUACCCCCCCAAUACGCCCAUACUGGCCUCCUCUGUCCUGCAGUGGCUGCAGAGGGUGGAGGACGGGACGGAGUCGGCAGCAGGGAUGUUGGGGGGGGGCAGCUGGCCUCCCACCACCGAGCUCUUCGACUUCCUGAAGAUCAUGGACAUGCAGGACCCCGACCUCAGCCGACAGCGAGCCUCAGAGGAGAAGGUGGAAGAAGGAGGGGACUCCUUUCCCGCACGGGACAAGUACCCUCACACCGAACUGUGAGGGAACGAGCGUCUUCACGUCCUGGUUUCUUCCCACCGCGGCAUUGGGACUGAUUGCUGGUGGACUUUGUUUCUGCUCGAUUGGCCAACCGUAUGAACUUCUUUAUUGUAGCUCAGCUGGGGGAAGGGAACUUGUGAGGGAGUUUACCCGAAAAAACAUGUUUUGUGAUGACGAAGACAUGGUUGAAGUGCCAGAAAACCGCCAUCCUCAUCAGAUACACGACCGUACGCGGUUUAGUCCUCCACAGAUGAUGUGCCACAUAAAUGUUUUUAACUAACUCACAUCUGCCUUCCCUCUUAAAUGAUACCACGCGUGGAAACUGCAGUGACGAGAUGUUUACGUCCUCUGUGUGUCUUGUAAAUUAGUCUGAAUGUUCUUUUCCUAUUAUUUUAAUUACUACGACAGCGGCUAAACGGAAUGGCUGCGCGUCGUUUUUAAUUUCUUCUUUUUCUUUUGGAAUUUGAGAUGCAGAAGAGGUGAAAUAGGCCAGUCGGAUUUGUCCUGUCUCAUUAUUGUUAUUCAAUUUAUUAUGGUGUUUUUAAGAUCUGUUUUUUGGGACUUUGAGUUGUUAGAAUCCAUUAGUCUCCCAGUUAAAAGGGAACAUUCAUCUUUAACGGUCUGCUGAAGGAUCCGAAGGGCCAUUGUGGUUCAGAGCAGAAUGUCUUUUGAACCCAUGCGAAUCUUCAGCUUAAGGCUUUUUCCAAGUGAACCGACUGUCCGAACAAAUGACCCAAACCACAAGACCUGUAAGUGUUUGGUUUAUCAUGUUGGAAUAGAUUAUUAUGAAAGGGUAUUGACAAAAAUAUAUUUAAUUCCACAUAGAAAUAUUUCCACAAUCGGGCUGUCUUCUAAAGUACUUGUUAAAAUGGUUUAUUUUUGUGAAUGUAUAUACACUGCGUGAGCACUGCGCAGUCCUGCCCUUCUGUCCAUUAGGCGCUGCACAAAGGUGAAGGGUCAAGCGUUUGCUGACUAAUGCUGAAAGGCGAAGGGGGGAAGUUACAGGAGAGAAGCGAUGGUUAACUACACAACAAAAUAAUUAAACUACUUGAUUAACAAUCAAGAAAUGAAUGAAACUGA